AUGUCCUUUGACAGCGCCUACGCCGCGUCGCCCAGCCCGACCGCGACGGCCAAGAGCAGCGACACCUUUGGCCGCUCCCUCUUCUCGCCCGCCAUGUCGUCGUCCUUUUCCUCGCCCGCCGCGCAGCGCCAGACGUCCCACAUCUCCAAGACGUACCGGCAGGCCUCGACGCUGUUCCUGACGCGCCGCCUGCCCGAGGCCCUCAGCACGUUGCUGCCGCUCAUCACGCCGCCGGCCGAGGGCGACGGCGAGCCCACGCCGGUAUCGAGCGCCUCGCGCACCACGAGGGUCAAGGUGUGGAGUCUCUACCUCACCACGCUCAACGCCAUUGUGGAGAUGGAGCCCGAGGAGGGCAAGGCCGCCUUUGGCACCCAGGAAUGGAGGGCGUUGUGCGCCAAGGUCCGCGACGGCACAGUCUGGGAGGAGAUUGUUAGGAAUGGAUACCAUGGGUCCGAGGGCCACGUCGACUCAGAAGUGGUCAUCAACCUCCUCAACGGGGGUCGCUCCCCAGGGCCGCGCAUGAGCGGCCGCUACGCCUCGCCGGCCAAGGGCACCAGCGGCACCGACACGCCCCGCGACCUCACCGCCCGCGUCAAGAUUCUCGAGCUAUACACGCUGCACGUCCUGCUCCGCAACAACGAGUGGGACUAUGCGCGCGAGUUCAUCAGCGUCAGCGCCGUCCUCGACGACGAGCGGCGCGAGGCCUUCCUCCAGGCCCUGCAGAGCCUCCAGGAGGAGCACCAGGAAAAGGAGCGCGAGGAGCGCGAGGAGCGCCAGCGCCAGGAAGACCAGUUGCGGAGGGACAUUGCCGAGGCCCGGCGUCUGCGCGAAGCGGGCGAGGAGCGCGAGCGACGGCGCCUCGAGGACGAGCAACAGGCCCGCAAAGCGACGAGCGAGACCGACUAUGGCGUCGAGUCGAGUCCGAGCUCCAGCCCCAGCCCGCGACGCGCAGCACCCAGACCAUCCUCGUCCGGCUCAAUAUCUUCUCGGCCCGGCGCUGGCAGAAGCGGUCCUGGCCAGACGCCCACCCUCACUGCGCGUGCGAGCGCCGUGUUCACCCGCUUGAAGACGGCGCUGGAGCAAAUCGCCCAGACGCUCAACAGCAAUCCAGUCAUUGUUCUGAGACUGCUCGGCUUCCUCGUCAGCCUGCUCGUCAUGCUCGGCCACAAGGGCCUCCGACAGCGCCUGCAGCGCAUGCUCGGUGCGUCUUGGGCCAAGGUUGCCGCCACGGCUGGCAUGGGCACAAAGGUCAGCUACAUCUGA
Molecule: messenger RNA, 1263 nt
Organism: Cordyceps militaris CM01
Lineage: Eukaryota; Fungi; Ascomycota; Sordariomycetes; Hypocreales; Cordycipitaceae
Product: peroxin 26
Exons: 2
Coding region: 1-1263 (420 amino acids)
Source: RefSeq, a predicted model, not a curated record